CGGGCUUCGGAGUCGACCAUUUCAAAAUUGCCUCUCAAAGCGUGCGGAUGUACGCCGUCCGUACUCGCGUCGAGUGUUGGGUUUUGAAUUCUACCAGUGCUACGUAAACUAUGCAGCAGAGGACGGCAAAUGUAGGAACGUGAAACCAAAGCUAAGCCUGGAACGCUUUGAAAAGCAAACGGCGGCAAGCAAAUGCGCCGCAGCUCCGCCACUGGUGCAAGCAGUCCAGUCGAUUCAAUGAAGAAACUGCAACGGUUUCGGACAACGCGCGUCAAGUUAAACUACGUUAGAAAGAUUCCUUUUGCUUGGCUAAAAUAAUUUAAACAACACACACACACAUACAUUAAAAACGCUAUUUAUGUAUUUAUCGUCGUCGCUUAACUUAUUUAUUUAUUUAAAUUAUUCAACCGUUUGCUGUAAACACCACUUCAAAUAACGUAUCGGAACGGCAAAGCAAAAACCCAACGAAAACAAUCCAACCAAUCUAGUUUAAACUGCUUCAAGUUGCAAAAAAAAAAAAAAAACACACACAAAUCUAUCAUCGCACCGAGAGAGCGCACCUUCGUUUUAUCUAAGUUAUAUAUAUCGAGUCAGUAGCACAAAAGCUACGCUAAGUAACUUAUUCGUUUCGUGUGUAAGCAAACACAAGCUUCCCUUCUGUUUCUGGAAGCUGUUCUCUUCAUCUUCAUCAUCUACAAUCUACACAGUGUGGAGCGGCAACUGCGACAGUACAAAUUAAAAACUACAAAAAAACAAACAAACGAAGCAGCAGAAAACAAUCUACCAAAAAGAUAAAAGAUACCAACAGAGGAGAGUAAAAGGCGUUAAUUAUACACCGUACAUCGUACCCACCACCGAUCCCAGUUUCACCCACAAAAGAACGCGAAUUUUCGACAAUAAAAGCGUGAACGGGAAGACCCAGCCGCCAAUCGGGAAAGCUCAUCAAAUCAUCUAAGCGCAGCAAAACCAAAAGCAAAAUACAAACAAAAACAAACAAACAAACAACCAAUCAAAGUACAAAGUAAAUUACAGAGGAAAUAUUUAGUAUUUAAAAGGAUCCAAGAAGAGUCUAUCGAUAACUGCACGCCACAAAAAAGGAAACAAAUCGUACCAAAAGCAAUCGAGUGCAUCCAACAACGUGUUCAGGAAUCGUCCGAGUCCAAACAAACCAAAAAGCUACAAAAAACAACAAUUUUUAAAUAAUUCUUAACGAAACGCGGUGGAUCCGAGAGGGCGCGCGCGCACGGCCGCCCAUAUUUAUUCGUGUGAGUGAGUGUGAAUAUUGAAGCAAACGUCGUGACCUGGUACUAUUUAAUCGGAGCUAGCGGAGCCUGGCCCUAGUCGCCCCGAUAGCAGAGAGCUCCACACAUAGCAAUAGCGGUGAAAUCGUGGAACGCGAAGAUAAUUCUAAAUUAUUAACCUCAAUUUCGGGUGGUUUUAGAAGGCCAGCACACGGCAGGCAAACCAGCUAUUUUUUAUACGUGCAAAAGCAAAUUUUUCCUAGCGUGUAAGUGCGGGCGGAGGUGGAAAAUUUUUACAUACCAAAAAUUAGUUGAGAUCAAGCGGAAGUUCAAGUGCGCGCCAAACAGUUUAGUGCUUUCCGAACAGAACUACCUCGCUGUAUUGUGUGCGUGAGUGAUUGAGCACGUGUGGUGGAGUGUGAAGGAAAAAGAAAACAAUAUACAGACGAUCGCAAAAACCGUUUUCCCCGGGGAAAAAAAAGUGGAGUUUCGUUGUUCUAGUCGCGCGUCGCGAGUGUUCUUACAGUGUGGUUUAGCAAGUCAGGUUUAGUCAGUCAGUCAGCUACGGUAGGGCGCACAGGGUAGUGUGUGAAGUGUGAAUUGUAUUGGUCACCGAUCGCCUGGCGGAAGCGAAGAUGCCGCGAGGCAGCAGCACCGGCAGCGGUUCGCGUUUCGGAGCAUGACCUCGAUGAUGAGUGCUAGCACCGCGGACGACACGACCCAGCAAAGUUUACCGUCGUUCACGUCGUUCUCCGCCGAGCUGGAGCCCUCGUGGGACUACUACGAGCAGCGUCCGGAGCGUUCGAACAGUGCCACGAACGGGUCCACCGAUGUGAUUGCAUCGCAGACGACCUCUAACGGCAGCUACACGCGCCCUUGGGAGAUGGACACCAAGGACAAUCGGAUGGCGCCCCCGCACGGGCCGCCCGGCACACCGGGCCCACCGCCGCCACCCACCCCGAGCGGGUUCGAUCAUGGCGGCUUCCCGAAGCUGCCCUCGUUUCAAAGCCAGUUUCAUAGUUUUACCGACACGGCCAUGGUAACGCCGGAACCAAGCUUACCACAGGUAACGGCCGUACCGGUACCGAUCUCACCGAGUUCCGCCUCGCCCGGAACGGGAGGUUCUCUGACGCAGCUCACGCAGCUAACGCCGACCCCGUUGCCACCGCUGCCACAGGGUGGCUUCCACACACUGUCGGCCGUAAACUCACGCCCCUAUCCGAUCGUACCGGCCGCCAUACCGGUACGCGAUCUGGCGGGCAUCAACCAUCAUCAUCAGCAUCCGCAGUACAUCGACGAGCGACACAUUCAACUGUACCAACCGAUGGCCACCUUCCAGGGUCAAACCAUCCCAACGCUCGCGGUCAUCAAGAAGGAGGUGGUGGACUACGAGAUGACUACCCUGAACAAUGGUGCCACGCUGCACCACAGCAACUUCCAGAACCCGUUGCUCGACAAUGGACUGUUCGCGCAGAACGGUACCGUGCACCAUAUCCAGCAUCAACCGGCCCAGCUGCAACACCAUCUGGCGCAGCAACAUCAGCAGCAGCAGCAGCAGCAGCAACAGCAGCAGCAGCAACAGCUCAUACAGCAUCAGCCUCAGCUGCAGUUGCACCAUCAGCACAAUCUGGUCACGCCGUCGGAUCAUCAUCACAACAACAACAACAACAGUACCGCUACCGGUCCCACCACACCGAGCGGUAAGAUGAGCACCACUUCCGUCCGGUUGGAUCCGGGUACGCCGGCCCAGAUAACGCGCAUCGACAACCGGAAGAAGGAGCGCCGGAAAAUACGAGCCUCGUCGCUGGAGUCGAGUGCCGAAUCGGAGGGCAGCGCGAUGGAGAUCGGUGACAGUGGCAAUCCGGGACAGGUGGCCGCUAUUUCGAGCACCGCCAACUUCAAGAGCCCGAUGCACACGAUGAGCAUGGACACGGACGACGGUGGCACACCGGGCGAGAAAUCGACGAAAAAGAAGCGCAAGCGCUGCGGUGAGUGUGUGGGUUGCUCGCGCAAGGACAAUUGUGGCGACUGCGCACCGUGCCGCAACGACAAGAGCCACCAGAUCUGCAAGACCCGACGCUGCGAGAAGCUGACGGAGAAGAAGAUUCUGUACGGUCCGGAUGGUCAGCUACUGAAGCCGGAAUCCCGUCGGGGACGCGGCAAAGGCAGCAAAUCGAAGGCAGCAGCAGCAGCGGCAGCGGCCGCAGCAGGAGCCACCAACGGAAGCGCUAAUGGAGCGAUCGUGUCGUACGAUGCCAACGGACAGGCCGUCCGUGCUGAUGGAAAGCGUGGCCGCGGACGGGGACGUGGUGGCGGGGUAAGCGACAAGAAAUCGAGUGGUCGCGGUCGCAAGGCACUGAAUCUCGGCGCAACACCCAAGAACGUGCCCCAAAACUCGGCCGUCAGUCCCGCACCGGCCUCCCUGCCGCACCCAUCCCCGAACACUACCACCGGCACCCCGGCAACGCCCAAUGUGCAGGUGCAGGGCAACCAAUCGCAGCAGCAGCCCCAACAGCAACUGGUGACCGUGUCCGGUGCACAGACCGGGACAGCCGCACCACCGACAGCCGCCAACACCGCGUCCGCACCGGGCGUCCACAACAGUGUGUUGCUAGGAAGUGGCCCUAGCCAGCACCAGCACCAGCAGCAGCAGCAUCAGCAGCAGGCACAGCUGCAGCAUCAUCUCGCACGCCAUCCGCCUAUACCAGGUGCUCCACCACCCGGCGGAGGAGGAGGAGGUCCUGGGAACCUCCAGCAGCAGCAGCAGCAGCAACAUCAGUCCAUCGUCGUCAAGUCGGAACCGAGCGUCGAAGUCAUGAAGGAUCAGCCGCAACAGCCAAUGGCCCCAAUGGCGUUCUAUCCCACCUGGCAAGCAGACCCGUCCCAGGGCUGGCAAAAUCAGUUUAUCCAACAGAUCCCACAGAACACUCCCGCUAUCACACCGCUAAACUCGCUGGAGUUCCAACCACAGGGAUAUGCUGCAUACCAACCGAACGGUUACGUCCAGACCGCAGGUAUCGGGUUCGAUCCGAACUAUGGCCGCACGUACGCUGCACCACCCGCCGUACAGCGCUACGACUUCCAGGCCAACCAGAUCGCCCCGAUCAAUCAGGUGUCGCUGCAGAGCGUCAGCUUCGCACCCACAGUCACCUACGCCGGUCAGGUAUCGACCGGCCCGGCUACGAUCGUGUCCGGCCACGCCGGCAACAAUCCGCACGACCAGUUCAAUCUGCAGCUCGGCGGCAGCAAGCAACAGCAACAGUCCUCGGCGGCAGCUUCGGCGACGUCGGGAAACGACAUGCCUGGAUAUCCACGGGUGAACAGCGUACCGCCGCGCUCACUCAAUUGUAAUGGGUAUUCAGGCCAGCAAGAUUACGGCGGCCUGCAGACGUCGACGACGACGACCACCACCACGGCAGCGAGCGCGAACGGCAACAACAGUACGUCCUCCGCUAGCGCGUCAUCGUCCCCGUCUGCAUCCACGGUUGCGACCGCUACGAACGCUGGCAACGGCGGCAGUAGCAGUAGUAACAGCAGCUCCAACACCACCACCAACAACAAUGGCAGCACGGGCUCCUCGUCCUCCAUGCAUCCACCGCAGGGUGUGCCACAGUCCCCGAACCGUCAGCCACCACGCCCCAACUCGAACCAGCAGCUGUACGCCCAGCAGUCCCCGAACCCGUACAAUGGGGGCAGCUCGUCGGGCGGUGGCAGUUUGCAGCAGUCUCCGAGCCACAACGGCAACAACACGCCGGUCGGGUACGGUAGCGGUGGUGGCAGUGGCGGACAGAGUGGCAUGCACACACCGUCCCCAAUGCAGCAGGGCACUCCAACCGACAAUCAGCACCAGCAAUCGCCCAGCCACAUGCAGAGUGACUGGGGAUGGAACCAGCAACAGCAAUCGCAGCAGCAGUCCGGUGCGGAUCUGUUCAAUCAGUCCGAUCGGGUGAACUUAAACUCCCGGCUCAAGACGAUGAUCAUGAACAAGGGCGACCAGAAGGACAGCAGCAUGUCACACAUGGGAUCGCAUCUCGGGCUGCAGCAGCAGCAACAGCAGCCGACCGGUACACAGCAAUCGACCGGUCAUUUUUUAUCGUAUAGCCACCAUCUCCGAGACAGCCUAACGCCGACACAUCUGGGUGGGCCCGGGCCGGGUACGCCCGGACAGCAGUCGGCGUCGGGGGCCGCUAGUGGCCCCGGCAUGAUGGCCGGUGGCACUGGCAGCACCGGAGGCAACAGUAACAGCAGUACAGCGAACGAAGGUACUACUAUCGGAGAUGGUGGCGGCAGCGGAGGACUGAUCAACAGUAUUGGCAGUAUUGUUGAUCCGAGUUGGAAGCACCCGCAACAGGCAGGAGGAGGUGGUGCGGGUGCGACAGGAAGCAAUAGCAAUGGUAGCGGCGCAAACAACAACAAUGGUAGCAGCGCAAGUCACAGUAGUACUACGUCGGUGGGCAUGAAGUCACCGUCGCUCACCGAUCAUCACCAUCACCACCAUCACCAGCUACAGCAGCAGCAGCAGCAGCAGCACGAUCAUCUGCUCGCUGGUGGUGAUCUACAUCACGGUGCAAAGCAUUCGGUUUUUGAGCAGAAGCAGCAAUUAAUCGACAAGAAUAAUACCGACCCCGGUGGAGGUGGCAUUGGAUCGCCGACUGGCGGCGAACUCAAGGGCAAGAUGGGCAAAUCCGGUGGAUCUUCGUCAUCCUCAUCAUCGGGUUCCCCAUCGGCAGGAUCUCCUUCGUCCAAGGCGAAGGGAAAGGGUGGCGAUAAGCAUGGCAAAUCCAAGCACGGUGGUCAUCACCACCAUCAGCAACAUCCCGCCCAGCAGCAGCAGCAGCAGCAUCAUCUCGAUCACCUUGGACAGCAGGGGCUCGUGGACACGAAAUCUUCCAGCUAUUCGAGCAGCAGCUCGAACUUUAUGAUGCAUCACGAUCAGCAGCUGCUCCAUCAGCAGCAGCAGCAGCAAAACUACUCGAACAUGAACCAAACAUAUCCCGGUGGCUCGACCACCCCGAACGGAAGCCAAACUUCCGGAUCGCUUCUCGGUUACUCACCGGCCGGCGCAUCCUCGAUGAUGGUGGACAGCAAGUUCGUGGACGACAAGAGUCCGCUGAACCGCUUCCGGCACGAUUCCCUGUCCAGCGGGUUCAAUCCGCAUCUGCAGACGGGUGGAACCAGUUCGUCCGGAGCGUUCCAUCAUCCGGGUGGUGCGGCAGGCCAGACAGGCGGCUCGAGCUACAAUCUGAUGAGCGUGAAGAAAGAGCCCGGUCUGAUGGACGAUGGACAGUCGGCGUUGCCGAAGUUUGACGGUGGGUACGAGAAGAACUAUCAGAAUUUCAUCCGGUACGGCGAUUACUCCGACAACACGCAGUCGGCCGCUGCACAAGCGUCCGUACAGUCGGGCGGAUCGUCCGUGAAGGGAGCAUCCUCGGAUUACAACAGUUACUACUCGCCGUACGGAAGCUAUUCGAGCUACUCGACCCAGAACUACCCGAACUAUCACAACCAGCAGACGGCCGGUGUCGGUGGGUUCGGCAGUGGGUCGGCCAGUAACAGCAACAGCAACAGCAGUCUUCCACCAGCGCAAACACCCGAAGGUAAUGCGUUGCUUUCGCUGCCCGCCAUCACGACCCCGGUCGCUCAUCAGACCAACUUCGAGCAGCAAAUCCCUGCCCACACGUACCCGAUUCCGAAGAACAACAGUCUACUGCCGGCUUCCGAUCCGGUAUCGAUCAAGCUGGAAGCGGACGAUUCGGCGUACGGGAGCAUGGGCAAUAACUCGACGAAUCUUGGAUCGGAUCCGGGCAGUGAUCCGGGCGUUGGUAAUCAAUCGUCCGCAGCAGCGGGCGGUGCUUUGGCGGAGCUCGAUGUUGCGUCCGGUGUUCAGACUGGAUCGUCGGCAGCGACAACUACGGGUGGCACGAGCACCACCACAACCACAACAACCACCACUUCCACCGGCACAAAGUCAAAAUCGAAGAAGGGAGAGAAGAAGGACAAAUCCAAGGACAACCAUGGAGAAGGAGGGGCCGAGGGCAAGGCGGAAAGCGCUGGUGGUGGUACAACGACCAGCAAAAGCAAGAGCAAGAAGGAAUCGAAGAACGUCAAGAAGGAACCGGUCGAUCCGGCCCAGAAGGCGGACGACGAUAAGCUGGAGAAAUCGCACAAACCGGAAGCGCCCGAUUGUGAUUGUUUCAGUUCCGGCACGGACAAGGCACCGUCCGAACCGGGCAGCUACUACACGCAUCUUGGCUGUGCAGCGACACUGGAAGAUCUACGGCGAGAGACGGAACUCCGCGUAGGUCUGACCGGCAAGCAGCUGCGCAUCGAGAAGGUCGUGUACACCGGCAAGGAGGGAAAAUCGAGCCAGGGUUGUCCGAUCGCCAAGUGGGUCAUCCGGCGUGUCGAUCCCGAGGAGAAGCUCCUGUUUGUGGUGAAGCGCCGACAAGGGCAUCGGUGUAAGGCAUCGUUCAUUGUGAUCUGCAUUGUGGUGUGGGACGGUAUACCGAACCACGAGGCGGACAGUGUCUACCGGAUGCUGGCAGUGAAGCUGAACAAAUUUGGCCUCCCGACCGUGCGUCGCUGCGCUACGAACGAGAACCGAACAUGCGCCUGUCAAGGUACGAACGGACUCGAUCCGGAACUGUGCGGUGUGUCGUACAGCUUCGGCUGCAGCUGGUCCAUGUACUACAACGGAUGCAAGUACGCCCGGUCGAAGACGGUGCGCAAGUUCCGGCUGUCGGUGAAGAACGAAGAGGCAGAGAUUGAGGAGCGUAUGAACGUGCUGGCGACCAUGUUGAGUCCGCUGUACGUGACCGUGGCUCCGCAAGCCUUCCAGAACCAGGUGCAGUACGAGCGGGAGGCACCCGACUGUCGGUUGGGCCUGAAGCCGGGCAAACCUUUCUCAGGCGUGACUUGUUGUUUGGACUUUUGUGCCCACACGCACCGUGACCUGCACAACAUGCAGGACGGUUGUACGGUGCAGGUGACACUACUGAAGCCUCUCCCACCGGGUGUCAAGCCGGACGAUGAACAGCUGCACGUACUUCCACUCUACACGAUGGACACGACGGACGAGUUCGAUAGUGAGGAGGGCCAGAAGAAGAAGCACGAAACCGGCGCCGUGCAGGUGCUGGAGAAAUUCCAAACGGAAGUACGCGUCCGAUCGACACCCUUGCAGCCCUGUCGAAGACACGGCAAGAAGCGAGGCAAUGGAAAGGACGAGAAGCUCGGCAAGGAUGGUUCGGAUGGUGCCGCACCGGACACACCACCACCACCGCCACCUCCCACCAAGAAGGAGAGCAAAUCCAAGAGCAAAAAGUCCUCGGCAGCAUCGACCGCAUCGAACAGUGGUGGCGGAUCGACGGGCAACAGUGUCGCUUCGCCCGGUGCCGGUGGAAGCGGUUCGGGUGGUGCGGGUGGUUCAUCCGGAUCUGGAUCGCCGCGUGCCCACACACCCGGCAGUCAGAAGUCUACCGGCAGUGGGAAGAGUUCUUCCAACGCUACGCUUGAUCCCGUUACGGGAGUGCUGAGUGAGAAGCACAGUUCGCCGCUGCAUGGGCAGGGUGGUGCGCUUGGCGCCGGAGCAGCUGCGGGAGGUUUGGUAGCGGGUGGAAAUGGAGGCUCGGGAACGAGCGCCUUCACGGCACCGAAUACGAUCAACUCCCCGAACUCGGUGGCGAACAACAACACCAACAGUACGCUUAUCGAUAUGGCGUCGAUGAUCGACAACUUCACGGACGCUCAGCUGCAGUCGAACCAGAUCUCGAGCACGGUGCUGGAUUCGCCGUACAGCUACGACUACAACACCGGCCAGUACAUCGACAACCGGCAGUAUUACAACAACUGGCCCACGGACUACUACGGCAACCGGGGUGAUCCGAGCAAGUUGGCGGGGUUGGGCCGAAACGAGGAGAUCCCCGAUACAACCACGCGGCCCGGAAGCAACAGUAGCAACUCGGCCUUCAGUCCGAGCAUUCCGGAUCCUACGAAAACACCCACACCGAUCCACAUGGAUGAUUACGGUAGUACGAAGCUGGGCCAGGGACAGGUCCACCAUCAUCACCAUCAGCUGCAGCAGCAACAGCAGCAACAGCAGCAACAGCAACAGCAUCAACAGCACCAGCAGCACCAGCAACACCAGCAGCAUCAGCAGUCGCAGCAGCAGACCCAGAACACGUACCACACGCUGCAACAGCCCGAGCAGGGUUUCGUGAAGCCAAAGCCACCGGAUUACAAUCCAGCCGCCGGGUACGGUUACCACCAUCCGAACACCCCGAUGGGCUACGGUUACCACCACCAUCAUCACCCGCCGUACCAUCAUACACCGUACGAUCCGUACCAGAACUACAACUACGGCUAUCCGCCUCAGAGCUAUCACCAUCAUCACCAUACGACAUAUCACAACAUGUAUCCGGCGGCAGCGGCCGCAGCAGCCGCAGCUCAAACGCAACUCCCAGGGACGGGCCCUGCACCACCACCGCCACCUACCGCGGUCAUACCCGCACCACCACCACCCUCCAACUGGAACCUUUACCCACCGCACCUUGGCACAGGUCCGACCACGGCUCAGCUGCACGUGGCAGCGGCCGCAGCAGCCGGCGCACUCGGUAAACAGUCCGACCUGGUGGGCGGUGGAGCGGGUGGUGGCAUGAUGUCACAAUCGGCAGUCGGUGGCGCGGUGCAGGCACCAGCCCCACCACCUCCAGCCCCUCUACCACCCAAAGAAACGCUCGGCGAGGUGACGGAAACGAACGAAAAUCUGGAUUGCUUCGAGGAUCCGCAGAUGGGUGGUGUGGCGAUAGCGUUACCGCACGGAAGUGUCAUCAUCGAGUGUGCCAAGCUGGAGAUGCACUCGACGACGGCGGUCAAGAAGCCGAACCGGUUGAAUCCGACCCGCAUGACGCUGAUCUUCUACCAGCACCGGAACCUGAACCGGCCGAAGCACGGCAUUGCGGAGUGGGCGGAGAAGAUGCGGCUGAAGAAGCUGGGCAUACCGACGAACGAUCCGCUGGACGAUAAGGAUAUGCUGCUGGAGGACGACAUCAAGGCGGAACCGCUCGACGAGCUGCACCAUAUGCGGCAUCUUGGUGAUGAACAUGACAUGAUGGACGUAGAGUAUCCGGGUGUCUAGUGGUGAGAGAAGGAUCUGCCAUCGAGGCCAACGACACUGGAUGAGCAGAUCGGACCACUAGACGUUACACCACCAACACAACCGAUGCAGCCGGCGACGACGGCAAGCGCGAGCAAACGCGAGUCGUCGGUAGUAUCGGCACCGGGACAGCAGCAGGCAACGAGGCAAUCGACUCCGAGCGGCAGCAGUAGCGGCCACCGGGGAAGCUCCACAGCUACAGCUUCCUCGCCGCUACAGCUACUCCAGAACCAUCAGAUGUCACAUCAUCUGUCCCACCACUACACCACUACUCCACACCAUCAUCAUCACCAGCAGCAGCAACAUCACCAAUCGCACCAUCAUCACCACGGAUCGUCCUCGUCCUCGUAUCAUCCGUUGGCGAGCAGCAGUCCUGUGUCGCUGCUAUCCCAGCGAUACCAUCAUCAUCAUCAUCACCAGCAGCAGCAUCACCAUUACGCUGCGGCUGCCCAUCAUAGGAGCCCAUUUUCACAGUGGCUACAGCAAACGGACAGGAGCGAUCCACACGGGCAAUACUAUUACUAUUACUACUACUGAUGAAGAACGGGAGAAGCAGAAUGUGUGAGUGUGUGUGAUGCCAUUUGUCUUGCCAAAACGUUGUUGUAGCAAUGGCGUGAAAAGUCAACCAAAUAUGGUACAAACUGAAUUAGAGAGAAGGAGAAAGUGAGAGAGAGAGAGAGAGAGAGAGAGAGAGAGAGUGAGAAGGCCACUGGGAAAUUAUUUUUCUUGAUUUUUUGCUGCUUUCAAACAAACAAAGUAACCAUUUUUCUAUUGCUUAUAUUAGCGAGAGAGAGAGUGAGUGAGAUGAGAAGUAGUACUAUUGCUGUCAACGAUACGCGCGACUGGAUACUAUAGCUACCAGAAGGAAGAAAGAUUGCGCCGUGUGCUUUUCUUUUGUUUUGUAAUAGAAGAAAGUGAGGUUAAGUUGUAAGAGAAGGAUUAGGGAAAGCAUUUUGUUCGUCUAUGAAUGUCCUAAUGCGUGAAGGGAAGCGUUUUUCUUUGUUUGGAUUUCAUUAUCAUCAGGCCCAUAUUGUUGAUAAGUUCGGUGUUUUCUUUUUUGUCUCCGUUUUAGCUUCGCUUCUGCUAAGUUUUAAGAUUAUCCCACAUUAUUCUAGCCAUAUUAAGUGCGCCGUGUUUCGUAGCGAUAUUUAGUAGCACUAGUUGGUAGUAGUAGCCGCCAUUAUUAAGGUAGUUCUUUACGUGGACACCGUGUACACUCUCAUACUCAAGAGGCACAAACCACCCCAAUAGAGUGGUGAUUAAGGUGCGAUUCUUCUACUCGCUCCCGAUCAUUUUUAUUUUAAUAUCAUUAGUGAUCCACUUGCUGUGGAAAGAACAAUGAUCAAAGCGAAAGAGAGAGAGAGAGAGAGAGAGAGAGAGAGAGAGAGCUAGGAAAGCUUAUAAGGAAAAAAGACAUUUUUCAUUUUUUUAAAGAACGCAAACACACACCUUAUACAAGCGCGCUCGAGCCCCAUUGUAUAGCACCUAAGUAAUUUAUUUCGUUAGAGCGAAUGUGAAUCUAUUCAAAGAGUAAGCUUCACUGGCAUUAGCUAGCAAACCCCUUCCCAUCUAUACUUCUUUUUCUUCCUAGCCACUUUUUUUUAAUUUGUUUGUGUUUCGUUCCUUUUCUUGUCUAUCUCAUCCUAGCGCCUGGUUUUGCCUGCUCCGGCACAGGCAUUUCACUUAUGUAUUUAAUUUAACACUAAUUUAUAUAUGCUUCGAAAAGCACCCGAAACGGAGCGAAAAAUCGGAUCAAUCAUCUCACUUUCAAUCGUGUGUGCAAAACGACACAAAAUGCCAUACAUUAUGAGUUUAGGGAAAACGAAAGAGUGGUGUAGAAAAAGUGCGUGCGUGUGUGUGUGCGUUUGCGUGUGUAAACUUUAUGUUGUUUAAGUGUAAUAGUUGUGUAUGUAAGUUUUACCUUUUUAUCUUUUCCGUCAAGUUCCAGUUCUUCUUUUAGCUUCUCUUUUCGAUUGGACACUAAUGUUUUGUCCUCUGAGUUGAUUGAAGUUUCCCAUUGUGCAGAUGAUUCGAAGGAAACUGUUUGCCAUACAGACCGAAAAAGAGAGAGAACGAACACGAACGAACAACCAUAUCGUAAAGCAGCAUAAAAGGAUAGUAAAGAAAGUAAUACUCACGGAAGAAAGGAUAGCAAGACGAACAAAAAGUGCAUGACAGAAGAAAAAAAAGCAAGCGAAAAGAGAGAAAAAAAGGUUAGUACCCUUUUUUAUUCGCUUUUUUAGCCCCUUUUGGUGUAAAGCUGUGUGAGAGCAUUUCUUUUAACGUUACGUUACGUUAUUUAAGCUAAAACAACUAAAGACAUUAGAGAGAAAGAGAGAAACAAACGAAAGGAAACAUAGAAAGGAGAGCAAAAGACACACAAGCAAAUAUAUAAAGGGUGGCAUGAAAUUCCAAAUUGGAUAACGUAAAUCGUAAAAACACACUCAAAGAAACACACACACACACACCAACACACGAACAAAAGCAAACACUAGCGAACAACUAUGAAUAAACUUAAGUUGCAUUUUUUUUAUCUCAAAAUAAGCCCAUUUUUUCCUUCCCGUUUUUUUUGGUUUAGUUUUUCCGCCCCUUCUUUCUUUAGCUUCUUUCUUUUGUACAAAGCAAGUAGAAAAGAGCCUGUGUAAGUUGAGGUAAGCGUUCAUGUGUCAUGUCAUGGGGGUUGUUUCGGUGUCAUGAGUUUUGUAAAUAUUAAAAAAGGCUCUUUCUCUUUCUUACGCCCUUCUUUUGUUUUCUAAUUAGCAAAAGACGUUCAAUCACAAUGACACAAGACAAUGAAACUGAUGACAAAUCUCCAAGAAAACACGUAAAACACACACACACACAUAAGAGGAAGAUAAAAGAGGAGCAGAAUAGAAUCAGAAAUAUUCAGUAGAAGGAGGACAGCAAAUGAUGCCAUACAGUAAAUGAAGCAGAACGUAACCAACCGACAAGAAAGCCACACUGGUGAGCAUUAUUGUUGGCUUUGAAGUAGAAGAAGAAGAAGAAGCAUUUUAGAGCAAACAUUAUGAUGAUAUAUACAACCACAGUAAUUUACAAGCAUCCUUUUCUCAUCGAUAAACUGGGAGGGAAAAAGAAUCUUUGAAAAUACGUACACUACACCCUCAAGGGAAGGGGGUGAAUAAGUAAGAGGGAGAAAAGGGGUGGUGGCUUCUUCUUAGUAAAAGCGUCUCCGAUAUGAUUUCAAGCUGUAGAGAAGGAAGAAAGGGAGUGUUGUUCCGUUGCCAAAAGUGUGCAAAAAGCGAGGAGAAAAGUCCUAGAAUGACAUUAUUUUAUAGUAACACACACACACACUCAAACAGACAUACAAGACAAGCAAUCGAGUAGAAAGCUUCUAGAAAGGAAGAAGAAAACAAGAAAAUGGUAGCAAUCAAAACAAAGACACCAUUACCAUUGUGGAUCAAAUGAGUAAAAUGAGCAAAAGAAUGAAAGCGAGAAGAUAGAAGCUAACUUGAUAAGCAAAACAAAAGAGGAAGAAAAAAAAACAAAUCAAGAAAAGAAAGAUAAACAUUGUUUCAAAAUGAUCUCAUAUCGUAAAAGAAAAAAAAAGGAGAAUAAUGAUUAGAAACGGAAAAACACACACAAUGAGGAAAAACGG
Anopheles stephensi (Asian malaria mosquito) is the source of this 14008-nucleotide messenger RNA. RefSeq names its product DNA N6-methyl adenine demethylase (gene Tet). NCBI's taxonomy places the organism in Eukaryota, Metazoa, Arthropoda, Insecta, Diptera, Culicidae. The transcript is spliced from 15 exons. Gene Ontology annotation, biological process: oxidative demethylation; positive regulation of transcription by RNA polymerase II. Gene Ontology annotation, cellular component: nucleus. The record is from RefSeq and is a predicted model, not a curated record. Gene Ontology annotation, molecular function: zinc ion binding; DNA 5-methylcytosine dioxygenase activity; DNA binding. Bases 1921 to 10374 code for a protein of 2817 amino acids.